AUGAAUGAGGAUGAGCGACUCAAGGAGAGAUAUGUCAAGUUCAACCCGACGGAGCUGCAGCGCGUAGCCGGUCAAGCAAUGGGAGAAGCCCAUUGCCCUUCCAUCAUCAAAUUCGCAGAAGGAUGCUUCAACAAAGUCUUCCUUCUGAAAGCCAACCCUGGUAGAGAAUCGAUUGCGCGAAUGCCCACCCCCAUCGCCGGCGCCCCUCAUUACACCACGGCUAGCGAGGUAGCGACAAUAGACUUCUUACGCAGCGUCCUCAAUCUCCCAGUCCCAAAAGUCUGGGCAUACUCGACCUCUUCGACCAAUCCAGUCGGUGCUGAAUACAUGAUUAUGGAGCGGGUCGAGGGUGCCAGUCUUGCAUCGAGAUGGCUGUCUCUCACAACAGGCGAGGUGAAGAGUGUCAUGACACAAAUCGCAAAUAGAUCAUUUCAAGCCCAGCGCCAAUGCGAUAUACUCAACAACCAGGAUCUCGUGACCUGCCUAAGCAAAGAAUAUCCAUGGUCACAUGACUUCUGUGUUACCUUGAGGGGAAAAAACAUCUGUACUGGACAAACAACCACUUCCAAACCUGAGUUUCUCACUUCCCAUCUGAACCACCAGCCUUCUUUCUCAUUUCCAUCCAAACAAUCAACUCAGUCCCGAACACUAUCCAAAGAUAUCCAAAGGUGUCACUACACAAAACUAGCCUACACGUGCGGCUGCACCGUGAAUGGCAUCUUCCACCAAUGCGAGGCCAGACUGGGCACCAUCGUCAAGUGUUCCCCCAUGGACAAGCCUCACGUCGUCUCGGUGGAGAACUACUGCUGCAAUCACCUUGUUCCGCCUGACGCGCCUGUGGCCUAUUCGGUACCUUCGAUAAUCUUGGGCGGGCGCCGUGUCAGAGUUGAUGGGGAUGGCGGUCACGGGGUGAAGGGUGAGAAGGACGAAGUGAAGGAUGUGGAGAACAAGGGGAACGGCGUGAAGGACGAGGAGAAGGCCGAGGAGGACGGCAAGAAAGACAGCGCGAAGGACGAGGAUCAUGAGGACUGA
Aspergillus homomorphus CBS 101889 is the source of this 1032-nucleotide messenger RNA. Its product is annotated as aminoglycoside phosphotransferase family protein. The record is from RefSeq and is a predicted model, not a curated record. NCBI's taxonomy places the organism in Eukaryota, Fungi, Ascomycota, Eurotiomycetes, Eurotiales, Aspergillaceae. Gene Ontology annotation, cellular component: mitochondrion. Bases 1 to 1032 code for a protein of 343 amino acids. The transcript is spliced from 4 exons.